Oldenlandia corymbosa var. corymbosa is the source of this 6241-nucleotide messenger RNA. The record is from the annotation of a GenBank genome assembly. Lineage: Eukaryota; Viridiplantae; Streptophyta; Magnoliopsida; Gentianales; Rubiaceae.
GUUCACAUUAAGUUUUCAAAUUUGUACUGUGUUUAAUAUAAAUUUCAAAACUCAAAGUGAAUUAUUUUUUUGGGAUGGAGGGAGUUGUAAAAUUGGAUAAUCAUUUCGAAGGACAAGAAGUAGCACCAAGUCUUGAACCUAAUUCCAAGAGUCCAAACCAAAAGUGUACUAUAACUUGAGAUUAGACAAGGGGAAGGAAGAGAUGGUGCUAUAAACUUUGCUCUUCCUUCCUUUUGCAAGUCUAAUCUAAUCUCAAUCCAACCAAACUUUACAAAAACCCUCUCUCUUUGUGUCCAGUCUCAGCCGUACAACAUCGAAGCCAGUAAGUAGUAGUAGUAGUAGAUGGACAGUGUAAUUGCUCCAAUAAAUUCGUCAAAGAUCUCUUCCUCCAGAGAUCUUCUUACACACACACACACCUCCAAAAUUUUGCUUGCAUCAUCAUUUUCCUCCCCCAAUGAAACCACUGCUCACACACACACACACACACACACACACACACACACACACACUCUCACUCUAUUAAUUACUCCUACAAAGUACACACACUCACAAAACCACCAACCCUUUUUCUUCUCUCACAUCAACUUACUCUUUUUUCUUAGUUGUUAAAUUCAGGUAAAAAAAGCAUGUUGUUUUCUUACUCCUUUCACUCUUAUUUCUCAUCACAGCAAAUAGGAUUCCCCCUUAUCCCAAAUUUAGCCAUUAUGGUACCAACCUUUUCUUAUUUCCCUUUUUCUCAAUGAACAAAAAUGGAGUGAUGACUUGCCAAAUUACUGUCAUGCACAGGAGUUUGAACAGAAAGAAUCAAGAUAUUUUGAUUCUGAUGAUUGAAAUAAAAGAACAGAAUAGGGUUGCAGAUAAAUUACAUGUCAAAAUGAGCUGAACCUGUGAACCAUGAAUGAAAUUAUGAAAUCACAGGCCUCAAAGAGAUUGAGAGAGAGAGAAUUGAGGUUUGAAAAAAUAGGGGAAAUUAUGGAAGGGGCCCCCUCUUUACUACCAAAAGGCUGCUGAAACAAAUGAGUGGAACUGCAGCAUCAGAAACGAGUGUUUGCAGAGCAGUAUAGCCAUUUUUUCUUCUAAAAACCUCUCUCUGAUUAUAUCUCUUCCUCCUCAUCACUUUUAUCCGCAUGUGGUUGUAUUUUUCCUCCAUCUUUUUCAAAUGGGGUCAGUUUCAUUCAUUUCCUUGUAAAACCUCUCUGCAGAAACAGCCCAUAUUUUUUUCCCCUGCUUUUCCAGUUGAGUAAAUAGUAUUGUGGGACUGUGGGAAGAGAGUAUUACUCCUACUAUUUAUUAAACUUUGCUUUUAAUGUUUUCUCUCUACUCUGACUCUGAGAAGGGAUGUAUGGAUGACCCCUUUUUAAUAACCUCCAUGAAUGAUCAAGAACCCUUUUUGUCUUCAACCCUUUUAAAUUCUUGUGGAUUUUGUUUUAUACAUGAGUGAGUUUCUUGGGUUCUGAAUAUCCUGAUUGAUAAUCACCCACUUUUCCUCCUCAUGCAAAGCCAAACACCUUACUUUUUGCUGCAUAUUUUUUGAAAAAAAAAAAAAAAAAAAUUGGUGGGGAUCAUUAAUCAUGCAGUUGCUCCCUUUCCUCCUUGUCCUUAUUCUUGAAGGUUUGAAAGAACAAAACUUUAAAUGAUAUACUAUUUGAUGCUGCUGGCUUCUGGUUUUUUUUUUUUGCAUACUGCGUGGGAUAAAAGAGGUUUCUUUAUUCUUUUGCUGUUCACUUCUUGGUUUUCUCUUGUUUUGGAUUCUCUGCGAGAAAAUCUACUACAUAUAUAGUGCUAAAGUAUACGGCUUCAAAGAUAUCUUUUUUACCCAAUCCUUUUUCUUUUUUUUCCUUGUAGUGCUAAGUACAAACACCGAUUUAAGUCCCUUAAAGGAAAAUCCUAUACGUCUACCUUCCCCAUCUCUAUAUCUGGUAUAUUCUCUCUUGACAUGGCUGCUUUUUAAAGCUUAUAAGUUGAGAAGGUCCAUCAUGCAGACUGGAUUUUCCUAGAUUCUGGCCAUUAGUUUAUCUACUACCAAGGGUAAUAAUAAUAGCUUGAGCUUGGUUACUUUUUCUCUUCUUUUCUCUCGUUGACCUUUCAAGUUUAAACUUGCUAGUCUUUCAAAUGUACCUAACUUUUGGUCGUUUUCAGGAUCUCACAAUGCAUUGAUAGUAAUGUUGAUGGGUUUUUUUUAACGAUGUUCAAGAGUGAUGAAGAUUUGGUGUUUAGUCUAUUUCUGUUUUGCAUCAAUCAAAUUUUAAGUUGGUCCGUCUGGUACAGUAAAACUGCUGUUUUUGCUUGCAUUGAUUCCACUUAAUGACUGUUUGAUUUCCAUCGCAUUCUAUGAGAAAUUUUUAGGACAUUUCCCUUUUUAUUGGACUAGCUAGCUUGACUGGAGAAAUAAUGCAAAAAAAAUCCUCUUCCCAAUUAUUGAGUUUUUGAUCACUGUGCAAUUUGUUCAUUGCAGGGAGGAGGAAAAAAGGCUAAAACUGUUCUGCAUCAUCAGUAGAGAUAUGAACGAACCAAAUGCUUAUGACUGGAUUGUCUCCAGCAACCGAGGAAACCAGAUGGUUUGUGGAUUUUCAGGGCCUUCAAUUGGGCAAGGUAGCAAUUAUAAUGUACAGCCAUCUUACAUCCAUGAUGCUGAUUCUUAUGCACUGAGAAACUUGCAUCAGCCAGAGAGGGAAUCUGUUCCUGUUGGAGCUUUUUCAUAUGAUGCUUCAUAUCCAGCAGCAAGUAACAUCCAUCAUGUUCAUCAGGAUUCAUACAUGGAGUCAAUGCCAAUUUCUGCAACAUCUAUUGCUACCCUUUUGGCUGCAAGGUUUGAUAAUCAUGAGAAUCCAGAACAAUGUGCUUCUUCUGCUGCACCCUUUUUGUACCCUCUUGAAACUUUCAAUCCAUCGUUUCCUCAAAACAACAUUAGAUAUGACGGUAGUUUACUGUCUGAAGCUGAUUGCAACUGGGCUAGUAGCAAUUUUGCUGCUCAUGAAGAACUAGCUGGAAUUGUUGGAAGCAGAAACCAACAACCGGGAUUUUUCGACACUUCCUCUGGCUCCUCCUCUAGGCUGAGCAAUGAGCUUUCACUCAGUCUUGCCACUUCCAAUAAUCAUAUGGUUUUGAGACGAGCUUCUAUCCAGGAUCAGAGCUCGGAAAUUUGCUGUUCCGGCAGCCCUUAUGAAAGAUGUAUUGGUUCAGAACAAACUUCAAGUAGCAGGAAUCUUGGUUUGAGCUUUGGUUCAAACAGGACUAUCCAGCUUUCACAGUUAAUAUCUGGUUCAAAAUACACAAGAGUGAUGCAAGAAAUACUUGCUGAAUUGGCAGCCUUUUCUCUCGGAAAUCUCGACCUCACAAGCACCGAAAUUGGGGGCAGGUCAAAUCUCUCAUUUGCUUCAAGUUGUAAUGCUGAAAAGGGCUAUCCAGAAUCAGAUUCUGAUUACUUUCCUGAUGAUGCAUCCUGGAGAGUUAUGAAUCAAGUUGACUGCCCUGUUAAUCAAAUCCGGGAGGUUGAGAAAAAGAAAAAGCAACUGCUGGAUUUGUUGCAAGUGGUUGAUGAUCGAUACAAUGAAUGCCUAGAUGAGAUACACACUGUUGUAUCAGCAUUUCACACUGUGACGGAGUUGGAUCCUCCGAUCCACGCUCGGUUUUUCCUGCAAACUAUAUCUUUGUUGUAUAAGAACUUGAGGGAGAGGAUCAGCAGUUACAUUCUAUCAAUGGGGGCAUAUUCUAGUGAAGGAGUAAUGAGAAAGGACGAAAAUUCAUUUGAGGCAACUUUCAUUCAGAAGCAAUGGGCUCUUCAGCAGCUGAAAAGGAAAGAUAAUCAGCUAUGGAGACCACAAAGGGGAUUGCCAGAGAAAUCUGUCUCAGUUCUAAGGGCCUGGCUGUUUCAAAACUUCCUCCAUCCGUAUCCAAAGGAUGCAGAGAAGCACUUGCUUGCAGUGAAAAGUGGUUUGACAAGGAGCCAGGUAGAAUUGGAAGUUUGAAUGUCAUUAGUCUUCUUGUGCAUUGCAUCCUUAGUUUCAAGCUCAAGAUCUCGAUAUUACAAUCCUCUCUCCGUGGUCUUCAUCAAAAUGCCUUGUUAAUCCAUUGGUUUGUGAUCUGUGUUCAAAAACAGGUUUCCAAUUGGUUCAUUAAUGCUCGAGUGAGACUUUGGAAGCCGAUGAUCGAGGAAAUGUAUUCUGAAAUGAAUCGUAGAAAGAGCCUGCAGAAUGAUGAAGAAACAAACAGAAACAACCAACAAAGGAAUCGAGUUAGCAUGGAUAAUCACAUAUUCAAUAUGCAGUAGCAAGCUGAAGAAACUUAUAUUGAAACAUAGUACUAGAUGCUAGAACUGUAAACAUGAGAGGUUCAGCUUUUGCUGUCUAUAUUUAAGUACUUGUUUCUGAAUACUUGCCCUGAAAUUCUUCAAAAAAAUCAUUAAAAAGAUUUGAAAAAUUAAAGAAAGAUCAAUCAAAAGAGCUUGGUCCAAGGUUUGGGGAAUUCAUAUAUUGUCAUUCCCAUGGCAGAACCAGCGGUCAAGGGUUUAAUGGAGUUUGCCAUUAUGCAGUUGAUUCAAUGGGCAAAACAGAUGCAAAGAGAGCUAAUACUGCAAAGAAUGAUUUUGAAACACAAAUGUCGCCCCCCCUUUUAUUAACUUUAAUUUUCCCUGUUGUAAUGAAUAAUUAUUCAGAGAUGUACAACAGAUACUAUGAAUACAACUGAAACUGCUGCUACUGCUCCUCAUUAUACAAAUUUGGCACAAAACUGUAGAAAGGGGAAAUCCAAUCUAAGCCUAUUCCACUUUUCAUUUUGCUCUUUCUAUCUUCUCAAAUAUUAUCUACACAGUCCUAAUGAAGUUCCUUUCUGUUCCCUGCUAUACUUCCUUUUGAUAAAUUGGUGCCACGUUCGUUUCAUAAUUACAGGAUUACAGCAAUGCAAGAAUGCUGCUAUUCAAUUCGUCAGAUUUCCACGCAAAUUCUGGUCUUUAUUGGCUUUAGCUUUAAACCCAUACUCUCUGGAGAGAAUAGCUCUGGAGAUAUGCAAGUUGGACUUAAGGGGCUUCUUGGGCUGACACUCAGUUGAGGAGGUCUAUAGAAGCCAUAUCCCAUUAAGAAAUACUCCAUUGGUAUCAACAUUGCAUCAGGUUGUUCCUCUGUGACCAUUGAUCCGCAAGCUUGAACCUGUUCAGACAAUCUCAGUGAGAGAAGAUGAUAAAUGCAUAUUGGACAGCUAUGCGAAUAAUUAAGUCUAAGAAAACAGAUUUUGCAUACCUCAACCAAAGCACUGAAUCUUCUAUCAAGUUUGGAGGUCAUAUGAAGAGCUUCUGAAUGGAAAGGAGAAUGUUCACCGACUAUAAUCAAAGACCGGCAUUUUAGUUUCCUCAAGCCAUCAGAAAUAUCAGGUCUCCUGCAGGAGAAACACGUAAGAUUUGUGUCAAUAGAGUGCGUAUGCAUCAUUAGAUAUGAAGGUGAUAUUCUAAGUGCAGGUAAGGAGAAUUGCUUACUCGUUGAUAGCUUCAAGAAACCGUAAAACAUUGUAACUUUGUCUCUCACCCAGAAACUGCAUAUAAAGCGAGCACCUCAUGGAAGUCAGGCAAAUGCCAGAUGUCCAACAUAACAAUAAUCACUUGGGAACAUUUCUACACUACAACAGCAUCACCCGAUAUGAGACAGAAGAAAAGGUUUUUGAACAACUUACUCUUCGACAUGCUUGUACUAUGUCUGAUUCUGGUACUUCAGCACUACCUCUAACUCCCUGCCAAUAAAAAAUUGCAGUUAGAAACUACAAUAUGAUGAGGAGCUGAAUAAAUAUGAAAAAAGUACAUUGACAAAAUUAAUCCUUACCUUGCUAAAGAACCUUGCAAGCAAUAGUUCCUUCACCAAGGUACACAUUCCACAAAAGUAGAGUAAAUUUGACAUUACCUGCAAGUAAUCAUAAGAACGAGGCGAGCAAUGUCUUCCGUCAUUUAAUGCGUCCAGAAUGCACAAUGGCAUAAGGAGAGGAGGGAUCUUAAAGAGUCUUGUCAAUAUACCUUAUUACACAACCAUUCUGUCCAUGAUGGUGCUUUGCAUAGAGGGGAAAUGAGUAUCAAACCCAUAACUCUUUUGGUAUAUUUCAUCUGCAGUAAAGUUGAAUAAUUUAGUUUGCAAUUACUGUGAUGGAAAGCAUGUAGUGGAUGCUCUUGUUAGAAAGCCGUUUAGUUUGGCUCAACUUACAGCAAAAAGGGUGAGAACAUAAGCUCCUGCAGUAACACCCAUGCACAUAACACUUCCUAGUC